Molecule: messenger RNA, 948 nt
Organism: Camellia sinensis
Lineage: Eukaryota; Viridiplantae; Streptophyta; Magnoliopsida; Ericales; Theaceae
Product: LOB domain-containing protein 16
Biological process (GO): positive regulation of DNA-templated transcription; hormone-mediated signaling pathway
Cellular component (GO): nucleus
Source: RefSeq, a predicted model, not a curated record
UCACCACCUACACCACUCCUUAAUCAAACAAAGUCCUUCAAUAUUAAGCACCAUUUCCUAGUCUACCCGUGUGCCCAAAAUUCUCUGUUUUUAAAGCACUCUUCUCUUUGUCUCUCAUCAUUUUCUUGAACAAUAUGGCUACUGGAGGAGGAGCUGGCUCCCCUUGCGGUGCAUGCAAGUUUCUCAGGCGAAAAUGUGCUUCUGAUUGCAUCUUCGCGCCUUAUUUUUGCUCUGAACAAGGCCCAGCCCGGUUCGCUGCUAUUCACAAGGUGUUCGGAGCUAGCAAUGUUUCGAAACUGUUGCUGCACGUACCGGUUCCUGACCGGUGUGAGGCUGUUGUGACAAUUGCUUAUGAAGCUCAGGCUAGAAUUAGAGAUCCUGUUUAUGGCUGUGUUGCUCAUAUCUUUGCUUUGCAGCAACAGGUGGCCUGCUUGCAAGCCCAACUAAUGCAAGUGAAGUCUCAACUGGCACAAAACGUCAUUGACUCAAGGAAUGCAGAAAGUCAAUGGCCUGGGAAUAACAUGGUUGGAAUGCCGGCAUUUCAGACUUAUCCAAACUGCAUGAACUCUUCUAUCUCGGCUCAGAGUUCACUGGAGUCCAUUGUCCAUGGCAUUGAUGGAAUGGGAAUGCAAGAGGUACAAAGCAGAGAUGAACUAUCUUUUCAACCCUACUCUAAGAAGAGACCUUCACAAACUGACCUUGGUGAGCUUCAAGCUCUUGCCCUUAGGAUGAUGAGGAACUGACUCAUCAUGAUGUUGACAAUGAUGAGCUUUUUGGCUUCAUGAUUUAUAUAUAGAGAGAGCCUUUGGAGAAACUUAGCAAUGCUAUACAAAUAAACCAAUUUUAUAUUAAAAAAAAAGUUUGACUAACUGAUGAUGCACCUAUUAUAUUAUUGUAAUAAGUCCUGUUUCAAAUUUUGAAAGCUCAAUAUCAUAUGCUAUCAUGUCA